CCCAAGUUUGAAGGUCUCAUUAAAAAGACAGAAUCAAAUCAAACUGAUUUUCAUUGAUUAGAUUUCCUUCCAAAAAUCCUGUUAUUGUCUCUAUAUAUAAUCAACCUUUGUUUUCUCUCUUACUACGCAAAAACAGCACCCUUUUCGUUCAUUAUCAAUGGCUCCAAGCUUAAGCAAAGUUAGUGUUUCAGGCCUUGGUGAUGGCCAUAACCAGUAUCUCCUUUCCCUUGAAGGCUCAAACUUCAUUGCCAAUGGUCAUGUUUUUCUCUCAGAUGUCCCUCAAAACAUCAUAGUAACUCCUUCCCCUUAUGGUUCAUCCACUGACAAAACAAUACCAAGUAGUGUUGGAUCCUUUGUCGGAUUUGAAGCUGUUGAAUCCAACAGCCGCCAUGUUGUUCCCAUUGGAAAGCUCAAUAACAUCAAGUUCAUGAGCAUUUUCAGGUUCAAAGUUUGGUGGACGACUCAUUGGGUUGGUUCCAAUGGAAAAGACCUUGAAAACGAAACUCAAAUGGUUAUUCUUGAGAAAUCAGCUUCUGGAAGGCCUUAUAUUCUUCUCCUUCCCCUCCUCGAAGGCCCUUUCAGGGCCUCCCUUCAGCCUGGAACCAACGACAACAUCGAUAUUUGUGUCGAAAGCGGGUCGACGAAGGUCACCUCGGCCAGAUUCCAGAGCGUUCUUUAUGUUCAUGUAGGUGAAGAUCCAUUCAACUUGGUCAAGGAAGCCAUGGAAGUGAUGAGGGUUCACCUUGGAACCUUCCAGCUGUUAGAUGAAAAGACCCCACCAGGGAUCUUGGACAAAUUUGGAUGGUGCACUUGGGAUGCAUUUUACCUUACUGUGCACCCUCAAGGUGUUUGGGAAGGUGUCAAGGGCCUAGCCGAAGGAGGAUGCCCACCGGGGAUGGUGUUGAUCGAUGAUGGAUGGCAAUCCAUCAGCCAUGAUGAGGAUCCUAUCACUAAAGAAGGCAUGAAUUGUACUGUUGCCGGUGAGCAAAUGCCAUGCAGAUUAUUGAAGUUUCAAGAGAAUUACAAGUUUAGAGACUAUGGAAGUCCUAAAACUUUAGCCACUGGUGAACCAAAUAAGGGCAUGAGUGCCUUCAUUAAAGAUCUUAAGGAUGAAUUCAACACUGUGAAGUUUGUUUAUGUAUGGCAUGCUUUAUGUGGAUAUUGGGGUGGUUUAAGGCCUAAUGUACCCGGAUUACCGGAAUCCGAGAUUAUCAAGCCAGAACUGUCGCCUGGAUUGAAGAACACGAUGGAAGAUCUCGCUGUUGAUAAGAUUGUUAACACCGGCAUCGGAUUGGUACCGCCGGAAAAGGCUGAUCAACUUUAUGAAGGAAUUCAUUCGCACUUGAAAAAUGUUGGUAUUGAUGGAGUCAAGGUGGAUGUUAUCCAUUUGCUGGAAAUGUUGUGUGAAAACUAUGGUGGAAGAGUUGAUCUUGCCAAAGCUUAUUACAGAGCACUAACAGAUUCAAUAAGGAAGCAUUUCAAUGGCAAUGGUGUUAUUGCUAGCAUGGAACACUGCAAUGAUUUCAUGUUUCUUGGAACAGAAGCCAUUUGCCUUGGCCGUGUUGGUGAUGAUUUUUGGUGUACUGAUCCAUCUGGUGACCCUAAUGGCACAUUUUGGCUCCAAGGCUGUCACAUGGUUCAUUGUGCCUACAACAGUUUGUGGAUGGGCAACUUUAUCCACCCUGAUUGGGACAUGUUCCAAUCAACUCACCCUUGUGCCGAGUUCCAUGCCGCUUCUCGGGCAAUCUCUGGUGGUCCGAUUUACAUCAGUGAUACUGUUGGAAACCACAACUUCCCUUUGCUCAAACGACUUGUAUUGCCCGACGGUUCGAUCCUCCGAUGCCAAUACUAUGCACUUCCAACCAAGGAUUGCCUCUUUGAAGAUCCUCUCCAUGAUGGCAAGACCAUGCUCAAAAUCUGGAACUUAAACAAGUUUAAUGGUGUGAUUGGGGCAUUCAAUUGCCAAGGUGGUGGAUGGUGCCCUGAAACCAGAAGAAACCAUUGUGCAUCUCAGUUUUCUCACAUGGUGACAGCUAAAACCAACCCCAAAGACAUUGAAUGGAACAAUGGCAAAAACCCAUUCUGUAUUGAACAUGUUCAAGUUUUUGCACUCUACUUGUCUCAAUCCAAGAAACUGGUCCUCAAAAAACCAGAUGAAAACAUUGAAAUCUCAUUGCGACCAUUCGAUUUCGAGCUUGUGAUCGUCUCACCAGUGACUGUCUUGGCUGGAAAACCAGUUCAUUUUGCUCCUAUUGGAUUAGUGAACAUGUUGAAUGCUGGUGGUGCAAUACUUACAUUAACAUAUGCUGAAUUAAAGAGGUCAGCGAAGAUGGAAGUGAAAGGAAGUGGUGAAAUGAGAGUGUUUGCCUCAGAGGAACCAAAAGCUUGCAAUAUUAAUGGAAAUGAUGUUGGGUUUUUGUAUGAAGAACAAAUGGUCAGUGUUCAAGUUCCUUGGGUUGGUCCUUCAGGUUUAUCUACAAUAGAAUAUCUGUUUUAAGUAGCUUCAUUGUUCAUGGAUUAUGGUAGGAAAUUUUGAAUUUUAAGUUAUAAGAAUAUAAUUGUUGAAAUGUAAGUUUUCAUGAUUCAAGAGUUGGAGCUAGAGUCGAAUAUAUAUUUAAGGAAUGAUAAAAUCAUAGUCAUGCAAAUCAGAAUACAA
Messenger RNA from Gossypium arboreum, 2656 nucleotides. Its product is annotated as probable galactinol--sucrose galactosyltransferase 5. The record is from RefSeq and is a predicted model, not a curated record. NCBI's taxonomy places the organism in Eukaryota, Viridiplantae, Streptophyta, Magnoliopsida, Malvales, Malvaceae. Gene Ontology annotation, molecular function: galactinol-sucrose galactosyltransferase activity. The coding region runs from base 158 to 2497 and encodes 779 amino acids. The transcript has 4 exons.